Molecule: messenger RNA, 2214 nt
Organism: Sclerotinia trifoliorum
Lineage: Eukaryota; Fungi; Ascomycota; Leotiomycetes; Helotiales; Sclerotiniaceae
Source: the annotation of a GenBank genome assembly
CUGUCUAGGUAGCUAUUCUACUUCCAGUAUUGAUAUCUGGCUCAACUUCAAAUGAAACUCUGCUAGGUACAUACUCCAUUAUCCAGAUCGGAUGACCUGGUCUUCAAUUACAAAUCCGGAUUGAGGCAGAUGCGGAUACACACAUAGACAUCGUAUCUAUUUUCCAGGUCAAGACGUAUGGUAAUAUGACUGAAAGACCCGAAACUCCUUUCCGCCGCACCAUGAAUGCUGGCUCAUCUCCAGUAGAUGCAAGCUAUUCGAGAACGCCCAGUCGUGGCUCGAGGCUUGGCGGUUCAGAGCUUAGGACUAAGGCUCUUACACCUCAUGGGAGAGCGGCUUUACGAGAAGUUGAGGCCCGACGAGCAGGUUUAACUCCGGGAAAGGACAGGAGGCGAAGUGGCAGACAGCAAAGAGAGACACCCCGUGAUAUAUUAAGGUUAUUGAGUAGAACCUUAGCUCCUCAGACACGCCCGACAGUUCCAUCCCCUCAAAGGGUACCUAGCAAUUCCAGAAGGCAAACCCUACUUUUAGAUGACGACUUUGACGACGGCCCAAAUCUUGUCCCCCCUCGACUUUCUUUACCCCUGGACGAUGAGAAUGACGACGAUGAUAACGAGGAUGACGAAAGCCUUUUACUUCCGAGCCUGGCGGCUCUCGAAGACGAAAAUCUGACGACGCGAUCCAUCGAGCUCCCGAGGAGGGCUGUCAACGAAAAGCCAAACAAGCUAUUUUCAAGGAGUAGUUUUGGUAGUACUCGUGGAAGCUACCGUUUUGGACACUUGAAUGAGGCGGAGCUUGGAGGAGAUGCCAUGGAACCGAGUUUUUUUGGUGGGGAUGAUUACGAGAAUGAUGAUUUCCCUGAGAUGGGAAACUCCCCAUUCUUUGGAAGGUAAGUCAAGGGGCUUGAAUCCUAUAGCCCUCUUCUCUGUACUAACGUAAGCCAGUGACCGCGCAGGAGUAGAUGGGGAGUUCGAAACUAGGUUGGAUCGUCGCUCUCUUCUACCAGGCCGGAGUAGUGAUAUCAGACCGUACAAUUCGCCAUUCGAGGAGAGAGACGCAACUUUUGUGUUUACAGUCCCGCAGCCAGAAAUUUCAAUGCAACCUGAGUCUUCUCCAUCACCCGAAACUACUCAAAUUGGAGGUUUUGUUAUGAACGAACCUUCUUCGCCCGCUUACAAUACCAAAGGAGAUGAUUUCACAAUGGAUGAUGAUGCCAUGAAUGACGAGUAUGACUCCCGAAGGUUGUCGAUUGAAACAUUCGAAAACUCUCGCCUUAGUGUUGACGAAGCCUCCAAGGCAACACCGAUUGAGGAGGCCACACGUGAAACUUGGCAUAGGACGUUCCGGAAAAAGAACAAGAUCUCAAAGCAUGGGUUGAAAUACUCGUCAUUACCCUUAGUUGUGGUAAAGAAGAAUGCCAUUAGUUUAGCUCGGAAUGGAGGUGGCAAAGGAGACAAGCUCAGUCGGGAUGCUCUAGAUGCGAUUAUGCAGGCAACAGACUGGUUCUUCGAACAAAUUAGUGAUGAUUUGGGCACAUACGCAGAACAUGCAGGGCGAAAAACAAUCGAUGAGAGUGAUGUUUUGAUGCUCAUGAAAAGGUAUUCAUCCGAAUAUAAUUAGAGACCUGAACACAUGCUGAGUAUUUUACAGACAACGCCAGACCAAUGCUACAACAACGCCAUUUUCUCUCGCACAAAGUCGCCUGCCUAGAGAGCUCUUACAAGACGUUCGAAUGGACUCUCGGUUGAAAUCGAGAGAUCAAUCACGACAGAAACCACCAAAAAAAUGAGAGGAAGUAUACAUGAUGUUCAAGACCAUUCUUUGUUUUGACGAACCCGUCGAGCGAUAUCUGCGGAGGGUUUCUUUACAACCAUCCAUAGCAUAACGGACGUAGCAGCAGCUAAGGCGUACCUGAGGCGCGCGGUCAGUCGCGUUAGUACAGAUGGCGAGGUCUUAUAAUCCCUGGUAGAUGCUUACCAUGUAAAUAUAUACUGUGUAUGAUUAUUUCGGAGAUUGACCUCUGCCGGCCUUCCUAUUGGAACUCCGCGUGCAGCGCGAUCCCAAGCCAUUAAAAGAUCAGGCUCUUGUAUUUUGUAAGCUACACGUCUUUGAAAUGCAAUAAAAAGAAUAUCUCACCCAUUGUCUCUUCAAUCCAGACUGGUUGGCUUCCUGUCAAUUUUGCCAUUUGCUCAACGUCAGGAAAGUAAAAUUCCU